Molecule: messenger RNA, 1399 nt
Organism: Williopsis jadinii
Lineage: Eukaryota; Fungi; Ascomycota; Saccharomycetes; Phaffomycetales; Wickerhamomycetaceae
Gene: ERG12
Product: mevalonate kinase
Exons: 2
Coding region: 54-1322 (422 amino acids)
Biological process (GO): ergosterol biosynthetic process; isoprenoid biosynthetic process
Cellular component (GO): cytoplasm
Molecular function (GO): mevalonate kinase activity; ATP binding
Source: RefSeq, a predicted model, not a curated record
CAAGCACACUCGUUCCAGUCUCGUAUUACGUGGUUUAUAACCAGGACGUCACAAUGACCCAGCAUACAGCUCCCUUUGUCGUGUCGUCUCCAGGGAAGGUGAUCAUCUUUGGAGAGCACGCAGCUGUCUACAACAGACCUGCCAUCGCAGCAGCUGUCUCGCUCAGGACAUAUCUACACAUCUCUGAAAGCAGUGACCCCGAGGAGAUUAUGCUGGAGUUCCCGGAUAUCGGGUUCACUCAUAAGUGGAAGCUCUCUGAUCUGCCCUGGGACACUGCUGAGAAGUAUCACAUGGACAAACCACAACCUACAGAUGAGCUUGUUCCGGAGAUUGUUAGUGAACUGGCAAAUGCUCUUGUCGAUAUCUCGAACAGUGUGCACUAUGCAGCAGCAUACUCGUUUCUGUAUUUAUAUGUGUGUAUGUUGAAGAGAUCGUCACAAGGUUAUAGAUUCACUGUUCGUUCUACACUGCCGAUAGGCUGUGGUCUCGGUUCGUCCGCCUCCAUCUCGGUGUGUUUGGCAGCUGCUCUAUCGCUUCUGGGAAACCAUGUUCAACGUGCAUCUUUGAAAGCUACAGAUGCCAACAAGGACAACGAGGACUCUAUGUUCAUAGAUUCGUGGGCCUUUAUGGGCGAGAAAUGUAUCCAGGGGAAUCCAUCUGGUGUUGACAAUGCCGUUGCAACUCACGGUGGUGCCGUUAUGUUCCAAAGAACAUUGGGGUCGGCACCAAGUGUUCGUACCACCAUGAGAAGCUUCCCUCCACUGAGGCUGCUCUUGACAAAUACCAAAGUUCCUAGAAGCUCAGCUAAAAUGGUUGGAAACGUUGGUAGAUUGAACCAGGAGUAUCCAAAGACAACAACAAGCAUCCUUGACGCCAUCGACUCAUUGACUAGAGAAGGCUACAACAUUAUGAUCAAGCCAUUUUUCAACGACUCUGCCAAAUCUCGUCUCAGUGAACUGUUCGAGAUAAACCAUGGACUUCUUGUCGCAUUAGGUGUCUCCCAUCCAGCAUUGGAAAGAGUGAGAAUCUUGACAGAUGAGUUGAAAAUCGGUAAGACAAAGCUGACAGGUGCCGGUGGUGGUGGUUGUGCUAUCACUUUGCUCAACGAUGACGCAGAGGAGAGCGUUAUCCAAGAGCUCAUCAAAAAGUACCAAUCACUUGGGUUUGAAACAUAUGAAACUACAUUGGGAGGUAAAGGUGUUGGUUAUAUAGAGGUUUCUGAUUCAUUCCCAUACACUGCCCAAGAUUUUGUCGAAUUUGAAGACCGCAACGCUAUUGACAAGGCCAUGAAUGCCGGAUCCCUUGAGUGGAGAUUUUGGUGAUUUAGUUUUUAAUUGUGCUCAUAUACCACUUGUGCUAUUAAAUAUUAACGACUAGAAUACAUUGUCUAGAUACCUCU